Molecule: messenger RNA, 2364 nt
Organism: Trypanosoma grayi
Lineage: Eukaryota; Euglenozoa; Kinetoplastea; Trypanosomatida; Trypanosomatidae
Product: putative serine/threonine protein kinase
Exons: 1
Coding region: 1-2364 (787 amino acids)
Biological process (GO): protein phosphorylation
Molecular function (GO): ATP binding; protein kinase activity
Source: RefSeq, a predicted model, not a curated record
AUGAUACGCAAAAAGGUGCUUGGGGUCGGCGUGACCUCCGCCACCAUGCUCGUGCAGGACACAGAGGCUGGCGGGGCGCUGCGCGUGCUGAAGCGCAUCAACGUUUCAUCAUGGGACACGGCGGAAGUGAUGGAGACGCACGAGAUGUUCAAGGCUAUUUCACUGGCAAGUAUUCCAUUCAUGGUAGAGCUGCACAGCGUUGUACUGCAGAGCUCCUUCCUGAACCUUGUUUCCUCCUACUGCACUGGGAACGUCCUGGAGGAGUAUAUGGAGGAGGUGCUGCAAGUCCCGCUGACCGAGGCAACAGCGCUGCGGUGGAUGCUGGCCAUCGCACUGGCCGUGGAGCAGCUGCAGAAGCUGAAGAACUGCUGCUUCUACGGCCUCUCACCGGACCGUGUCUUCGUUGCAGCAAACAUACCGGGCGGCAUCUGCGCCGGGCUGCCCAUGUCACGCGUGUCGUACUUCAAGUGGCUGAGCGACCGCAAGGCGCUCGGCGUGGCGGUGGAGCGUGAGUACCCGCCGGAGGUGGUAGGUAGCAACAAGUACCACCCACGCGCCAGUGAUGUGUGGCACCUCGGUCUGCUCGGCGUGAAGAUGCUCGGCGUGCACACCAGCUACAGGCACCGCUCCAGUGAGGCCCGCGCGCUCAUCGCGGCGAUGAUGGAGACUAACGUGGAGCGGCGACCCGGCAUCGCCAGCGUCGUGCGGGCACUCAAGGAGCUCAUCGACAAGGACAACGCGCCGCGGCCUGACCAUGAGGAAGUCAGCCCGGUGUCGUCAGCGCGCUUCGCCACGCCACUGUCGCCGCGCACGGGGCAGCAUGCGACGGCGCCCAGCGCCAAUAUAUCCGACAACUACGAAAGUGGCGUAUUGCCAGACGCACGACGCGACGAACCGCGGGAGAAACAACUGCCAGAAAACCAAGAUGGGGCAAUCCGGAGCGGGCGCCACAGGUUGCCGUCGAGCUGGCACCGCCGCGCAAUGGAACAGUUUGAGGAGCUGCAGCGGCUCAACGCGAGCCCGCCGCGCGGCAGGUCGCGGGGCGUCUUGCCGGGGGGCCAGCAAUCACGCUCAGCCUCUGCCGGGGCCAACCUCGUGCCUGUGCAAUCCCAGCGUGACGCAGCAUCGCCGCGUACGGUGUCAAAUCUCGCGAAGGCACAAGCUCAGCGUCGUGGCCGGAACGUGAACAACCCUCCUACUUGGACAGCGGCAGGAGGAGGGGGAAAUGGCGGGCGAUCAUUCACAAACAUUUCACAAUACUCGUCAAACCAGCAGGUGGAGCAGCAGCGACGACGGGACAUGCUCAAACACGACCAAGAAGAACGGAAGUGGAGACAACAGGAGAGGGACCGCUUGGCUCAGGACGUUCACCGUAACCAUAUGGACAAGAUGAAGACAAUACGAUCCAAACGAGGCGAGGAGACAAAGAAUGACAUACGCAAGCACAUAAAACAGUGGAAAGAGCAGCGUAACUCCACAAGGGACGAGAAUGUUAUUGUCAACGAGCAUGCAGGUGUCUCUGUCUUCGUCCCAAAGAGCGGUCCACCACCACCACAACAGCAACAAAGGCAGCCAAGCGCUGCUGCGAUGAAAAACAAAGAAAGUGUUAUUGUAUUAGCAACAAAAACGCGUAGAUCAACGGCUAUCGCCAGUACGAACGCAAUCACCACUAAAACCACGCCGCUGAUGGCACUGCAACGCCCAGUGAGCGCGCCGUCCCGCACAGUAUCCCCACCUGUCUGUGGGCCGACACGCUCCACAUCGGUGUAUCACGAACGUGGCAUUAGUCCCAACGUGCCUCAAACGCGCGCCAAUUUUUCCGCCAGAACGUCUCAGGCGGAGUCUGCUCGCGGGAAUGCAACACUGAAAAGCGCGUCAUCGGUCCAAUCAAACGGGGUUAGUGGUAGGUUAAUUAGCAAUGCAACUGCGAAUGGGGCGGUUGGCAUCCCACCACCGCUUCUGAGUGCAACAAGAAAUCUAGAGGAUUUAGGGCCGAAGAAAGACACGAUUGAGCGAAAUAAAGUCAAUAAAGUAAAUGGUGAGAGCGGUAGUGGGAGUGCUGGUCUAUUAGCAUCUCUCGAGCUCUCCAUCAGCAACCUUCGCGGGUCACUUGACACGCUACUGACGGACCGAAGUGUGUACCUAGAGGCCCUGGACGUUGUAAACGCCUUUUUGCUUCGACCCGAGGCUGAGCGCCACAAUCCGCGCUUCAAUGUGGUGUUUAUGAGCACGUUGCGCGAGCUGCUAGACGACGAUAAUCUCUUCUUUGCUGCCGGCCCGCUAUGCGCCCAGAUGGUGGCGCUGCAGGGCUUCUUGCAGGCAAGCAAAGCCAGUGAGAAAGUGACACACCCAGACAAGAAUUGA